AACAUACAGUAGGAGUCUCCACAGAAUAAAACCAUGAUUUCAUUGGCUGUGGAGCAGACAGAAUACUAAACAGUUCCAAAAUGUUGUUGUGAUCAAUUUUGGGGCGUCUCUUUAACAGCAUCCGUCUGUUUAUAUAAUGCUCAGAGGAAAGUCUAGGUGCUCGUAGAGCCUGAGACUGAAGGAGGUCGUGCAUGGUUUGCUGACUAUGAUUAGCUGAAAGGAUCCUGACCAGAGCUCAAAAUCAACCACCUUUCGUUCUGAGUCCUUCCCAUGGACAAAUACGGAUUGAGGCCUAAAACACCAGGUGGAAUGGACUUCUCAAAUACUUCGAACCUCAACAGCACUGUGAAAUCACAGACUCUUUUCUGCUACGAGUCUUUGAGUGGAUCGUGUGUGAGGUUUGCUCGACCCCUGAGCAUUCAGGUUCCGAUGUUCACAUCGAUGGUGUUGGCCAUACUGGUGACUGUUAUUGGGAACCUUCUGGUCAUCACCUCCAUUGCACACUUCAAGCAGCUCCAAACCUCCGUAAACCAACUGCUCGUCUCCCUGGCUGUGUGUGACCUCCUUCUGGGAGUGUUUGUAAUGCCGUGCAGUGCUGUGCGCUCUGUCCAGGGCUGUUGGUACCUAGGAGGGUUUCUGUGUAAGCUCCACACCAGCACUGAUAUUAUGCUGAGCACAUCCUCCAUCUUCCAUCUAUCCUUCAUCUCCAUUGACCGUUACUUUGCUGUCUGCAGACCACUAUCAUACAGACUGAUCAUCACCAAUAACACUGUAUUGAUCAUGAUCACCACCAGUUGGCUGGUCCCUGCCAUUUUUGCUUAUGGAAUGAUCUUCCCUGAGAUCAAUCUGAAAGGCAGGGAGGAUUUCUAUGAAACACAUGUCAAGUGCAUUGGAGGCUGUCAGGUGUUCUUUAGUCCAGUGGCAGCUGUAGUAGUAUCCUCCUUCUGUUUUUACAUCCCAGGCAUGAUCUUGAUUUGUAUAUAUUCCAAGAUAUAUUGGGUUGCCAGGGCUCAGGCCAGGUCCAUUAAAGAUUUAUCUCGUCAGUUUAAAGAGGCAGACUCUGGACGUAGAGAAAGACGAGGGGCAAAUAUUCUGGCAAUAGUAGUUGGAGUGUUUCUAAUCUGCUGGAGUCCCUUUUCCUUGUGCCUCAUCAUUGACCCUUUCAUACAGUACUCUAUCCCCCCGCUGUUGGGGGAUACCCUGGUUUGGUUUGGAUAUUUGAACUCUGCUUUUAACCCUAUUGUCUAUGCUUUCUUUUACACUUGGUUCAGGAGGGCUUUGACAAUCAUCAUCAGUGGUCACAUCUUUCACAGAGGUUCUUGUAGAUUUAGAUUGUAUUCUGAGUAAAGUUUCAGUUGACAUUGUAUGAUGUGUGUUCAAAUAAAUAUAUGAAUUAUUGUGGGAUGUAACAUGUGACAGUUAUGCAACUCAAAGUUAUAAAGCUUGAGUGAAAAUGUAACAAGCACUGCUUUUAAC
Salvelinus fontinalis (brook trout) is the source of this 1476-nucleotide messenger RNA. Its product is annotated as trace amine-associated receptor 1-like. Gene Ontology annotation, molecular function: trace-amine receptor activity. Gene Ontology annotation, biological process: adenylate cyclase-activating adrenergic receptor signaling pathway. The coding region runs from base 271 to 1347 and encodes 358 amino acids. Gene Ontology annotation, cellular component: membrane. The transcript has 3 exons. The record is from RefSeq and is a predicted model, not a curated record. Lineage: Eukaryota; Metazoa; Chordata; Actinopteri; Salmoniformes; Salmonidae.